This is a messenger RNA of Paramuricea clavata, 11320 nucleotides long. The record is from the annotation of a GenBank genome assembly. NCBI's taxonomy places the organism in Eukaryota, Metazoa, Cnidaria, Anthozoa, Malacalcyonacea, Plexauridae.
AUGCCCCAGCCACGAGAUUGUCAUGGCGCUGAGGCUUUUGAAGAUAAAGUCUUGAUCUUGGGAGGAGAAGAUGAUGAUGAUGAUGUUUUAGACAGUGUGUUGGAGUUUGAUCCAAAGAAGAAUGAAUGUAAGGAGCUGCCAUCAUUAACACAUCCCAUGCAGGAAAUGGCAUCGUCAAGUUCAGAAUGAUGUUUUCAUGUAUGACUGCAAGACGGGCAAGAUCACAGCCUUACCAUCCAUGUUGAAGGAGAGAUAUGAAUGUUGUGCAGUUAUUACUGGAAAUACAAUUGUAGUCAUGGGAGGUAAGAAUGAAGAUUAUGAUGAUCUCAGUUCAGUGGAGUGUUUUACAAUGGGAGGUUCUACAUGGAAGUAUCUUCCUAGCAUGAAUAACGAAAGAUCUGGAGCAGUUGCUGAAGUUCUACCCUCAACAAGGAAAUAUGUGUAUGUUUGACAUUUAACGUUUGUCUACAAAUAUAUAUUAGAUUGUUUUGUUCAGAGGUAAAAUUCCACGCAUUUCUCAAUCUAAGCUGAGAUUUCUGACUGAAGGUAAAGUAAUACGAAUAACAAAGUUUCUCCAAGCAACAUGCAAAAGCUGAUUGCAACGCCAUGUUACGAUCAAAAUGUUUUUGCAUAUUUUCUUGGCCGUUUAGCCAAGUUAUGUCCAAACAAUUCAUUUAAACCAGCCUUUGUUGCAGUUGAAGUCAUUGUGUUGUUCGUAUUACUAUGUUCCUUGGCUCAAACAAGCAAAAGUGCUGGAAAUUAAUGUAAGAAUUUUAAAGUCAAAAACUACUAGUAAUACAAGUUUACCGUUGUUAGAAGUAAAAACUUUAAUAUUGGGGAGCUGGAACUUCCUUCCAUAUGGAUUGUAUCUUUAGAGGACAAGUUGAUGACGACCAGCCGUUCUGACCUUUAUCUCGUGUACACAACUCUCCUGUUGGUGGGUCCUCUUUCUCAUUAGGAUAGAAAAUUUUAUACUUGUACUUAUUUAGCGGUUGUUGAUGAAUGUAGUGGCUUUAAUUGUAGUAAAUUUGAGGCAUUGUUUGCAAAUUAUUUUUGUUGUUAGAUAGCUUUUUUCGAAGGGAUUUAAUGUUUUUGUGAUUGAUUAGCUCUUACACACGUAAAAACGCACAAAUUGUUACAGGUCUGCAAACAAGUUGUUACAAAUCUUUUCACAAACUGUCAACAAGUUGUCUUCACACUGCUUGUUCCCAGUUGUUGUAACAUGUUUGGAACAAGCUGUUAACAACUUGUAACAAGGUUGAUGGCAUUGACAUGUAGCAAUUAUCAGACUUGUUACAACGUUGUUCUAACACGGUCUGAUACAGUCAUGAUAUAACAAGAAUGUUACAAGGUUGAUGACACAAGGUUGUAACAAUAUUGUUAUUUCAUGACUGUAAUCGAACUUGUUGGAACAACCUUGCAACAAGUCUGAUAAUAUCAACAAGGUUGUUACAAGUUGUUAACAGCUUGUUCCAAACUUGUUGACAGCUUGGGACAAGCAGUGCGAACACAACUUGUUGGCAGACUUGCUACAAUAUCCACUUCAUUGUGGUGACUCGAUUGUAUGUCCAUUUUUCUUAACAGUUGGGAAGAUACCCACUUAAGUGUGGUGACCCCAUUGUAUGGGGGGGGGGGGAGCAGAGGCUUUACACAAGUAUGAAAAACAUAAAAAUAUUUAAAAAAACAAAGAACUAAAUACGCGUUGGCAGGCUUUGACUGUCCAUGUCUGGCUGUUUGAUUCUAGCUGUCCUAUAGGCAUGCUGAUGAGCUCUGACAUUGAGCGAAACAGUCAAAAUUUAAAUAUUGUGAAUGAGGUUUUCCUAUUUUUGUGUUAAUCUUUAUUGUUGUCUGAAAUAUGCUAAAAUAUCAAAAAAAAAUUUCUUCAUUAGGUCAAGCUAUUUCCUGAAAUUUGAUGCUCAAAUUGCUAAAAAUAGCGUUUCUGGGAGUCUACAUUUCAAAAUUUAUCCAAGGGGGAUUGUAUGACCAGUUAAUUUUUAAUCCAAGCUAGGUUCGCCACUAGUGCUGUUAUUUUUUAUUAUCAAGCCGUAUAAAUUGACGAUGCUCUUGAGAGCGCAUUCCAAAUGGUUAUUCGUUGUAAAAAUGUAUCAGUCAAUGUCAACUACAUUUACUAGCAUUUCUUUUUCUUCCUCGCAACUUCGUGAUUUUCGAAAAAAUUUACAGGAUAUUCCACAACAUUUUCUUUUUUUCUCGAAGCCAAAAAAGCGAAUAAAUUAUUAUUCCCUCUUCGAGAAUGUAGGAAAUCCUCCCUACCUCCCGGGAUUGGGCUGACAUACCCGCCAAAGAUUUUAGGAAAUUAGGCCAAUACUUGAAUACGUUUCGUCAGUCAGGGGAGAAAUCCCGAAAUAUCCGGGCUCGAAACAGAAAUUGAACGCGUUCAACAAAGAAGCCUGAGAAUCCUAGCACUGGAGAAAGAUGGUGAUUGCUAGAUAGUAUACUUCAAAAUAAGGUUUUCGUUUUUAUAACGUAGAAAAAAUUAUCCUAACGCAAAACUAAACCGUAACAUUAACCCCAACCCUAACCUAAUCCUAACUUAUUUUUAAAAUCGAUAUAAAAACGGAAACCUUAUUUUGAAGUAUAUACUAUCUAGCAAUGGACCAUUUGCAUUAUAGACUAAAUUUUGGUCUAGUCAAAAAUUUCAUCACAACUUGAAAGAGCAUAACAAAAUUAGUAAUAUUUCAAAGUUUCGUUGCAAAAUGUUGUAAAAUGCGGAUAAUAUAGCCUUGCCGAUUGGCGUAAUACAAAAUGACUGAAAAACGGCAAACUUCGCAAGGCUAUAUUAUCCGCAUUUUACAACAUUUCGCAACGAAACUUUGGAAUAUUACUAAUUUUGUGAUGCUCUUUCAAGCUGUGAUGAAAUUUUUGUCUAGAUCAAAAUUUAGUUUAUAAUGCAAAUGGUCCAUUACUGGAGAAAGAUACCCUCUCCACAUUAAGAGUAAGAAGGGAAAACGCAACAUGGGACAAGCUGAAAAGAAUCGUGGAAGUCCUAAAUAACCCAUGCAUAAUAACCGUUAUCUAGCCAUCAGAAAUAAUCAAACUUACGAACUAAAGAGGACUAGAAACAACUUUCCAAGACAGUCCUCAAAAACAUACAGCUAUACACACGCAAAAAUCUCACAUCUUGUAACAAGUUUGCCAACAAACUGUCAAUGUAUUCGCACUGCUUGUCAAAGUUGUCAACAGGUUUGGAACAACUUGUUGACAACUUGUAACAACCUUGUCGAAUUAUCAGACUUGUUGCUUGCAAGACAAGUCCGUUACAUGUUCUGACAAGUCCGUUACAUGCUUGAGAUAACAAGAUUGUUACAACCUUGUGUGAACAACCUUGUAAAAUCCUUGUUAUAUCAUGGCUGUAACAAACUUGUUAGCACAGUCUUGUAACAAGGCUGAUAAUGCCAUCAAGCUUGUUACAAGUUGUUAACAGCUUGUUUCAACAAAGUGGGAACAAGCAGUGCGAACACACAACUUGUAGACAGCUUGUGAACAGAUUUGUAACAACUUGUUUGCAGACUUGUUACAAGCUGUGCGUUUUUAUACGCGUGCAAUACGUCUUUUAUUUCAAGAGCGUGGACAUUAUCAAAUUCAUGAAUGAUAUGACUUUUACUGUAUGUUGUAUUUAAAUAGUUAAUAACCCCCGAAUCUUUAAAAUGGGAAUCGAAAAACCCCCGAAUCUUUAAACUGGGAAUCCAAAAACCCCAAAAUCUUUAAUUAAACUCGGAAUCGAAAAACCACCGAAUCUUUAAACUGGGAAUCGAAAACCCCCGAAUCUUGAAGCUGGGAAUCGGAAAAACCCCGAAUCUUUAAACUGGGAAUCGAAAACCCCCCGAAUCUCUAAACUGGGAAUCGAAAAAACCUCCAAUCUUUAAACUGGGAAUCGAAAAACCACCGAAUCUUUAUAAUCCGGAAUCUAAAAACCCCCGAAUCUUUAAGACUGUUUUCAGUCCAGGUUUUACAGGCUACGGCUAGCUUUUUUAAGUCCUGGUUUUACAGGUUAAACUCGGAAAACCCCCGAAUCUUUAAAAUCCGGAAUCGAAAACCCCGAAUCUUUACGGCUUUUUUCAGUCCAGGUUUUACAGAUUACGGCUUUUCUCAUUCCGGGUUUUACAGAUUAAGGCUUUUCUCAUUCCGGGUUUUACAGAUUAAGGCUUUUCUCAUUCCGGGUUUUACAGAUGGGCAUUCCAAACCCCCAAGGGAGUUCAGACCAAUGCAUGCGUUUAGCAGUAGCCAAUGAUAGCAAAUCUUUCGGAAGCUAAACCAAUCAGAGCUCGUAAAAAUCUGACAAAACAAACAAUGGUGUGUGGUUCACGGCUUUAUACGUAUUCCGUGGCAAAUUUGAAUAUUUCUGCUCGAGGCUUCAAAGUUGAGAGAGCACACAAUGAAAGUUACUACAACCAAACUUCGCUUUUAUGAAACUUAUUCGAAGUGAAAUCGGUAUACCUUGCAGAGGGAAAGGUCAGUAUUAAAUUUAGCUAUUUUUAAAACGUUUUUGAGUUGUUCUUGUUAAGUUCCAGUUGCUUUUCGAAGCUCGUGUGUAGAAUAUAUUCAUUGUAUUAAUAUGUAUUGAAUUGAAGCGCUUCGUUUCGGCGCUUAGUCGCUUUGUUUCUUUGGUGUUUCUCUCUCAUUUUCUAGCAGUUGUGUUCAGAAAUACCCCAGCUUUGAUUUAUUUAACUCAUAUUUAGUUUAUUUACGAUUUCAGGGCGAAAAUUUGAGGAGAAAGUGAACUAAUUUAAGUCGCCGACAUAGUCGAAAAGGCGAAAUCCUUGGUAAGCAUAAUGUCCACUAAAGGCGUUUCCUUCUUGUUUUUUUUUUAACUUCCCUUAUACACCUAGAACGUCUUCUAGUAAAGCCUUGUACCUUGAUGAACAUUCUCUGUCAAAUUUAGUUAAAAUUUUGUCCGUACAGAGCGAAAUGGCGACUCAUUUUAGGCAUGUUCAAUUCGACAUGCAUUUUAAACAUUUUAGCUUCUACAAAUUUGUCGUUUAUGUACAAUUUGUACUCGCAGGGAUAGCUAAGCUUUUUGAGUUUUUGAGGUUGUCUUAGUUGAAUUUAACCCAAAUCUUUUUAAGAAGCCCAGAGAUGAAAUGCCCUCGUGGUUCAUGCCCUAAUUUUAUGCAUACAUACACGCAUUCUUUAAAAUUAAAAUGAAUCGAAUUGGACAACCACACCCUGUGUAAACGACAUUAAAUAACUCUUCACUGUUAAAACUAAAAUUGAUUAUCAAACUUUUUUAGUUUGCCUCAAGUUCGAUUGUUUUGACGCCAAACAGUACAGAAAGACCUCUGCGCAGAUUUGAAGAGAAUUUCGCCUAGCAGUCGAAGGAAAACGAGAUCAGAAGACAGGAAGGCAAAGGCUGAAUGAAGACUAUCAUCAGCUAACCCACAGCAUUCAUCGUCGCAUUUCAUUUGUCCCAAGUUUGGAAGAGACAGUAAAAUUUAAUACCAUAGUUUGGUGACGGAAUGCUCCAAAGCAAAUACACCCAUCAUCAGAUUUCGCUCUGUCAGCCUAUUGUGAAUGGGUGCCAUGACCUGUCAAGCCACGACGCGACGCCGUACCAUCCAGAGAUUCUAAACAAUGCUCUGCACCAUCGUUUACAAGAAUGGCAUGAGGGAUUGUACAUUAGAGAAGGUAUAUCUCGUCAUUAGAGAAGGUAUAUCUCGAUCACCCUGAGGACGCCCAAAUGCACAAACCAAAUUUAAAUAUGGCACCUUUUCCUUAACUUCGCAAUUUAUUCAAAUUUUUCACAUUUCUUCGUAUUUUGUGACAAGCUCUUAACGAAAUCGAAAUGUUUGAAAUUCGGAAGGUUCUAUCUGGGAGUUUGUUUAUUUGAAAGAUAUUUGAAAUGAAAUUUUGAAAUUUACAUCACUUUGGUAUUCGGUUUAAACACUAUAGGUAAAAUCAUGCCUGAUGAGUGGCCGGCCAUUGGUCGAGGUUCGGUGGUACUUCGGCUCGGACUUCCCCGACCUACAGUCGAGUUGCUCUGAUCGAUUGUCGUGAUCAACUAGCACAGGUGCAAGAUCUGGCCAACCUUACAUCAGUGCUUUUUGUUCGUGGCAUGAGAUUGGGGCAGCUCGCUUGUAGGCCUGGAAAGAUCAAGCGGAAGUACCAUCAAACUGUGAUUUGUGGCCGGCUUUUUGUCUGUAUGGCUUUACCCAGCGUUUUCCCGUUAUCAUUUUGAUGCAGAUUUUGGGAUUUUGGCUUGAAUAUCUUUAAUAUAAACAUUCUUUGAGGUAUAAUCUUUCAAGAAUUUCAUGGGUUUUGACUAGUUAAGGUGUUGCUCGCAGAUAUAUAAUUGUAUUAAAAAAAUUUAACCAAUAAAAUUUAAAACUGAUCAAAACGUCAUUUGAGGUGUCAGAUGGGAGGUCCAGUGGGAGUCGUAGCGGAUAUCAAUGGAUAAACACGGAUUACUGUUAACUAUUGGAGAUAGAUACUGUGAACGUUAGUGGAUUAUUAUGAACAUUGAUGGAUUACAACGAACACUUCAGGAUUAUUGUGAACAUUUUGGAUAAAAUGUACCUCGCGAUCGACGGUUAACCUACCAAUGUACCUUGAUGACGAAAGCUGCACGACGGCAACGAGAGGACUGCCUCAAGGUUAGAGUAUUAGUCUGAUAACAAGCAGUAGUUAGUUUGUUAUCAGGCAGUAGUUAAUUAAGGGUUAGCCUGCUAUCAGGCAGUAGUUACCCAGGACUCUAAUUUGCAUGUGUUUGGUGACGUCUCUGGGAUAAACCGGUUUAAAAAACCUGGCGGUCUGUCGUUAGUUGUACAUUUGCACACAAGGUUGACUUUUAUUCAGAUGUUUGCAUGCUAAUAAAAAAUGAGGUACAAUUCUGACCUCAGUUAAUCAGAAUUUCGACAUCGUCUGCAAUCGAAAGUCAAUCUUAAGAGGUUAACAUUUGAGCUUCCGGUCACGUGGUUCGUUGCAUGCACUCGGUUCGGUUAUUGGUGGGUUUCAGUAAGUGUUACAAUCCAAACGAUGGUCAAUGUCAGAAAUGUUGACAGUUCCUGAGCAAUUUAUUUUGCUUCAAAUACAAGACUACUACUUAAAGUAAAAAAACAGUGAACAUUAUUUUCUCACUCUAGUAACUCGUACUGAAACCCAAUGUUCGUGCCAAUGUUCUUCUCUUUGUGUAAAUGUACUGCUUAGGUGUCUCCGUGUCUGUGCAUGGAUAAACGCAGCGCGCAACUAGUAUCCAGAAUAUAGGCAGACGAGUAAAACCUUGCCAGACUUAAAAAUUUUGUUUAUAUCGAUAUGUUAUGUUCAUAAAUGUAUAGAAAUAUCAUGAAAUGUGUUAGGCUUUGGCUUGGGGUUAAAUCUAACCCUAUAACCUUAACCUUAACUCAUUACAUUAUCUGUAUAUUUGUGUAUGUAAUAUAUGGGUGUAGCUAAAAUUUUGUUGAAAAGCUGGCAUAGUUUUCCUUGGAUAGGAUAACUAAACUGGGUGCAAAUGGUAUCCAUAGCUUAGAGGGUGCAAAUGGUACCCGUAAGAAGAUUUGGUGGAUAUCGUUGUGGAUAUUUUUGGACAAGAUAAAAAGAUCAGUUUAAGACUGUAAUGACAUGAUAUUGUAAUGAUAAAUAGUCUAGGCUUUAGUAAGUAAAGAUAAUAAAUUGGCGGUAUAUUGUCUUGGAAAGUUGUAUCUUUCAUCGCCCGUAGUGCAUGUAUAUCGCUGGUUUCGAACGUUAGUUUUCUGCCCCGGGUUAUAUGAAAACAGUUCGCUACCAGAGAUUAGGUCCCCUCUCUGUUAUGGCGGCUCGACGAUGGAAGAAAUUAAUAUAAGGCAUGCAAACCUUACCCCUGUUUGUGGAAGCUCACCAGGUGCGAUGGCACACUAGGUUAAGUUAAGCUAGGGGCAUGACCGAGACUCCACAUUCGGGGGUUUCCCUUACAGGUUUUUGAAAGGUUAUAUGCGCGCGCGCACUAGUUAGGAAGGUUAGGCAGCUAGAAAUAGGGCGUUUUCGCUUCUCUUUGCAUGUAUACUAUAAGGCAUGUAUACUAUGUAAUUCAUAUUAUCGUCUUACUUUUGCGCCAGUAACUUUCUGUGAAGUAUCUAACACAACAGGAAAAUGGAUUCUGUUUCCCUGCUGAAAAAUACUUACAGAACCAACUCAAAGUGGAAUUGAAAAAAAAGGAAAUAUUGCGAAAAAGAGAAAAAUAAAAAUAAAACCGCGAAGCCACUUUGAAUUUAAGCAACAAUAGUCCAAGAAUACUCGUUGCAGAAAAAACAACAAAAAAGAAACAAUUUUCUGCCUAAAAUAUCUUGGAUUAGGGGCUUAACGAUAAGAAACGUAGUUCUCGCUCCAAAGUGGAGAAUAGGCUCGUUUCUUUAGGUUGCUAAUGCGUUGCGCGCGUGUUUUAUAAAUUGUACUAUAAGUUUUCAGUUGAAAAGACCGCCAGGGAAUAUAGGGUGUUUUCAUGUGUUGCUUUGUUGACGGACAAGUUUUCAAAAUAAUGGUUUUCUUGUUUCCUUGUAUUUCGACACUUUAACUUGUUCCCAAACAUAGCCGCCGUGAAAACACCCUGCAGAUCAAGUUUAUAUAUGGUCGCAAUAGCAAUAUAGAAUGUUUGCCAUGUUGCAUUCCGUGUUGUCUUGCAUUGUUCAUACAUGAGCUUGGUCGAACCAUGGAUCAUAAAAACACCAUGGUCGAACGCAGCUAAUUAACAUAAGCGGCGCGCGCGUGCUGCUGUAAUGCGGAGUACAGUCAGUGAGUGUACUCCAUGUGCAAAUAGUGAAGUGUGCUCUAUAUAGUCUAGACUUGAAACAAGGGCUCAUGCGCAACGUUUCAUGCUUAUUAAAAUUAAACGCGCUAACUUGCAUGCUAAGUAAAAUUAAGGGCAUGAAAAUCAGUGCAUGCUAUAUUUAAAUUGAGUGCGCGCGUUGCAAUUUUCUUGCGCGCGAAAGCAAAAUGCGCCAGAAAUCCAAAUAUAUAGAAAUGCACACAUCACAUCUUCAAAAUGCAUCCAAUUGUCCUAACACCUUCUACAAACUGUCGUAAAAUCUGUUGGGCUGUUGGAUUCAUUUGCCACGCACCUUGUCCUGAACAUAUUUGAAAUAUUUUCAAGUUUCAAGGUCAAGAUAAAUAUACUCUGAUGUGGAACAAUUUGUUCGUAAAAAGGUAUAUUAGUCUUGCGCAAUUUGUAGACUGAAUUUUCGGGUGGUCUACAAUGAUUUUUUUGAACAUCUUGAGAGAUUUCUUAAAAGUGUUUUUUGCAAGAUUUUUACUUCUCUGGAUUUUGGUAGGUAUGGGUAGGUAUGGUAUACUAUAGUUAAUUCGGUUGUGUAAGUGGGCGGGGUUUUCCCUGCGGUUUUCGGUAUCCGGACUCAUAAUCACCAAGGUUUUUCACCAGAUCUCACCAUGCACAGCAACCGUGCAUGGCACUUCUGGUUUUCCUCGGGUGAUUAUGCAUUUUUUCAUUUGGCAAAAUAUCUAAAAAUUCCAAAAACAAAAAACAGUGUCCGUGUUCGGGACGAAUUUAGUACUGUAUAGGAAAAAAAGGAUUAUAUAGCUGUUGUAUAUUUUCACGUUCGUCGUUGAGUGCAUGUGUCUUUAUAUUCUGUGAAUGGAGUUGCAUUCUCUCAAAUAUAUGCAGUAAUUAUAUAUAUUACAUCGUUACACCCCAUUUUCCAUCUUUUGAAUAAAAAAGUGGUUUGCAAAGGGGGAGCCAUCUACAUUACUCAGGCAUAUGUUAUUUUUCUCAACCAUGUAUUGUAAGUAAUUUACAAUGGAUCAUUCCAGGAAACAUCCAUACCUCCACACAGAGGAAAUUAAAUUAACCCCUCAACCCUCUUCGAAUGUCCUAGUACACUUUUAAGUGAAGCCUUAAAAGGCUAAUUUCCACUCCGGAAAAUUAUCCGUGGAUUGGAACGGACAAGAAAAUUUUUCUUUGUGUUAAAGUCAUUAGUUCCAACCCAGAGCUCACAAGACAGAGAAAAACUUUCUUGUCCGUUCCUAAUUUUCCUGAGUGGAAACUAGCCUUUACUGUUAUCAGAAACAACCUUUUCUCCACUCCCCUUCGGAUAGCGGAAAUUUCCUCAUUGGGGAUAGGGUUGACUUUUCUGGAACGACUCAAUUUAACUGAAAUAGAAAGUUACAGAUAAUAAAAUAAAAUUUUCUAGCCAAUAUAAUACCAGACAAAUUUCCUGAUCUACUGGUAUAGGCACUGAUUUAGUCUCGAAAAUUGCGACGACACAGUACUUGUUCGUUUCCGGGUUGAAUUCCCAGAACACUGUAAAGUAGUUACCAAAAAAGUAAUGUUCGUACUUUAUUGACAUAUUCUCGCAAAAGCUCCAUUAGGAGGAACCGCUUAUUAUUUACGAGGUCACAUUUUAAUUUCCAAUCAUAUGUUCUAGCCCAAUCAAGUUUCAACAAUAAUCUUAAAAGAACAUCCCUGACCAGCUGUUUGAAUCACCCAUGUUCGAACUGAAUUUGUGUCCAAAGCCUUGGGGGAGAGGGGCGCGCAACUUCCCCACCUAAAGUGAUAGUGAAUGCCCUUUUAUGUUCAGCCUGCUUCCCAGGCAGCCCAGGAAAUAUACAUAUUCCUUAUAAACUGUCUUAAAACAUUUUAACAUGUGCCGAUAAAGUUUGCCUUACUUUGCUUGCUAGCGCUCUAUGUGGUGCCAUGUGUGACAAUACAAAGACGUAACCAUGCAACUGAUGCAAGUCUGCAUACAUCAUGAGCUACACAAUUGGGGGCGGAGGAACCGCGGGGGGCAAGGCCUUUGUCCACCCUAGUUUUGAGAAAACACCAAAAGUGCCCUCUCUGAGGUUGGGAAAGGGUAUUUUUGUGAGCCGUGAAUGGUCAAUAUUUGUUCGCGUGAAAUGCUUGAUUUUAGUGUCGUGAAAUGUGAUUUGCUCUACAGCCGUGAGACGUGAUUGUUGAUAAAAAUGCUCCGUGAAAUGAGAAUUAAGAAUGCCUGUUUCGUCAACUGUGAUUAUUAUAGUGAUUAUUAUGAUAAACAUGAUACGCGAUAAUCAAAUUUAUAUAAUCUCACUCGAUUGCACAAGAGUAAAAACUUCGGAGGCCUUUCUCGAGGUUCCUGACGCUGAGGACAAGGUUCCUGACGCUGAGGACAAGGUUCCUGACGCUGAGGACAAGGUUCCUGACGCUGAGGACAAGGUUCCUGACGCUGAGGACAAGGUUCCUGACGCUGAGGACAAGGUUCCUGACGCUGAGGACAAGGUUCCUGACGCUGAGGACAAGGUUCCUGACGCUGAGGACAAGGUUCCUGACGCUGAGGACAAGGUUCCUGACGCUGAGGACAAGGUUCCUGACGCUGAGGACAAGGUUCCUGACGCUGGGGACAAG